ACACGACUACACACUAUGGUUGUAUCCAGGACUAAAGCUGCGACACUCGCAUAGAGUUGGAUUUAUUCGUUAGAUCAUUGUGCUUCAAAUUCUGUUUCAAUAUUGGAUUAGAUGGAUAUAAUGUUGGAAUUCAGUUAGUUUGUUAUAUUAUAUUUAUCUAAAUGUCGUGUACCAUCAGAAACUAAAUUGGUUGACAAGACACAUGUGUAGGCUAAAGAAUGACCUCUAGAUCGAGCCAAAGAUGGCUGGUUAAGGUUGACAAACUGUGGUUUUCAAAUUUCAUGGUGAUGCUUUUCUAAAGGAUUUUAUUUUGUGCUUUCUUUGGGAUUAUUUUGUGUGAUGUGAUUAUUCAGAAGUAAUUUGGGCCAGUGCUGGUAUUGGUGAAGCCGCUGCCUUGGAGUUUGCGCGACAAGGAUGUAAUCUUAUGCUGUGUGGCCGUGAUGAGCAGAGGCUGGAAGCAGUGGCUGCUAAAUGUCUGGAACUUGGGGGAAACAUUGUGGUGAAAACAAGUGUUGGUGAUAUAACUGAAGAAACAGUUCAAAAACAGAUAAUUGAGGAUACAUUAAAGGCAUUUGGUCAGAUUGAUAUACUUGUAAACAAUGCAGGUAUGAACAUCCUGCGUGAUCCGUUCACUGCAGGCAGGGAUGACUACAGUCAGAUUAUGCGCACAAAUUUGGAGAGUGUUUUUUUUCUAACUCAGCUGGCUCUACCUCAUCUUAUAAAAUCUAAGGGCAACAUUGUCAAUGUAUCAAGUAUAGCCAGUGAUAGACCUUUUUCAAAAGCAGUUGUUUAUUCCAUGUCUAAAGCAGCACUAGAUUCCUACACCAAGUCCUUAGCUAUGGAGUUAGCUCCCCAUGGUGUACGAGUAAAUUCAGUAAAUCCAGGUUCUGUAGUCAGCUUACUGUACAAGAGAGGAGAGGAGGCAUUUUCAGGGGAGAAAUAUGCUGAGUUCCAGAAGAAUCAGUCAUCUCCCAGCUUACAUCCCCUGGGUCGCAUGGUACUGGCAUCAGAAGUGGCUGACUCCAUUGUCUUUCUAGCAUCAGAGAGAGCUAGUUUUCUCACCGGCCAGAUCAUUUUUGUUGAUGGUGGCCGACAUGUGGCGGCAACUCAGCCUAAAGUAUAGUUGGCCAGCACCAGAAAUUUUGUUGUUGUGGCUAUGGUUUUCAUGUAACCAGAAGAGGUGUAGUGUUUGUUAUGCAAUUAAGGCUGUAAUUCUGAUAGGUCAUACACAGAACAUUAAUAUAAAAAAUAAAACCAG
Messenger RNA from Physella acuta, 1258 nucleotides. RefSeq names its product 3-oxoacyl-[acyl-carrier-protein] reductase FabG. The record is from RefSeq and is a predicted model, not a curated record. Gene Ontology annotation, molecular function: oxidoreductase activity. NCBI's taxonomy places the organism in Eukaryota, Metazoa, Mollusca, Gastropoda, Physidae.